AUGGAAUUCAAGAAAGAAAUUCCUGAUUUCAAAGAGCGAAGAAAUGAAUUUGAAAGAAUUUUAAAUAAUCACCCGAAUAAAAUUCCAAUAAUUUUGGAACCUGCGAAAAAAACCAAGAAUGCAAUUACUAUUAAGCAGAACAAAUUUUUAGUGCCCAAGCUGUUUACGUUCCAUGAAUUCUUGUUCCAGGUAAGGAAAAGAGUGGGAUUGUCAAGCGGAGAAAGCUUAUAUGUGGCUGUGGCUGGAUUUUAUUUUCCUUCUUUGGAUAGGACUAUGAUGAGCAUUUAUGAUGAGUUUAAAGAUUCUGAUGGAUUUUUAUAUGUUAAUUUUAGCUCUGAAGCUGUUUGGGGGUAA
Messenger RNA from Blepharisma stoltei, 354 nucleotides. The record is from the annotation of a GenBank genome assembly. NCBI's taxonomy places the organism in Eukaryota, Ciliophora, Heterotrichea, Heterotrichida, Blepharismidae.